Molecule: messenger RNA, 1841 nt
Organism: Cebus imitator (Panamanian white-faced capuchin)
Lineage: Eukaryota; Metazoa; Chordata; Mammalia; Primates; Cebidae
Gene: RILP
Product: Rab interacting lysosomal protein
Exons: 7
Coding region: 293-1561 (422 amino acids)
Biological process (GO): cilium assembly
Cellular component (GO): cytoplasm; ciliary basal body
Molecular function (GO): protein dimerization activity
Source: RefSeq, a predicted model, not a curated record
GCCUGGAUCGGGCCUGUGGGAGGGCUCCACUCAAGUGACCACAGGCAGCCCUGAGCUCAGCUCCUGGCGCCUGGCUGGAAGGUGGCUGUCCUGCUUCCUGUGACCUUGGGAGUGGAAAGACGGGCCCAGGGGCCUAGGGCACGAUCUCCCUUCCCCAAGCCUCCUUCCCUCGCUCCUCCACCCUUCUUGCUUCUACCCCGCCCCCACCGCCCUAAAAGGCUUCCUGGGCCGGAACUGUUUGGUUUUCCCUCUUCCAGUUGGUGGGGGGUCGGGCCCCAGGGCUUUGGGGGACAUGGAGCCCAGGAGGGCGGCGCCUGAGGCGCCCAGCUGGGGCCCUCGAGGGGCCGCGGGGCCGGGGACGGUGGCGGAGCUUGUGUACCACCUAGCCGGGGCCCUGGGCACUGAGCUGCAGGAGCUGGCGCGCCGUUUCGGGCCGGAGGCGGCGGCCGGGCUGGUGCCGCUAGUGGUGCGCGCGCUGGAGCUCCUGGAACAGGCUGCCGUGGGGCCCGCCCCGGACUCGCUGCAGGUGUCGGCGCUGCUGGCCCAGCGGGAGCUGCGGCGACUGCGGGAGGAGAACGAGCGCCUCCGCUGGGAGCUAAGCGCCGGGCCGCAGGAGGAGCGCGAGCUGCUCCGGCAGCUCAAGGAGGUGACGGACCGACAGCGGGACGAACUGCGGGCUCACAGCCGCGACCUGCGGCAGCGCGGCCAGGAGACCGAGGCGGUGAGCACGGGGCGGGGCGGGGCGGGGCGGGGCGGGGCCCCGGGCACCGCGGCGCCCUGCCUACCCCACCCUUUGCUCCGCCCCCAGUUGCAGGAGCAGUUGCAGCGCCUCCUGCUGGUGAACGCCGAGCUGCGGCAGAAGCUGGCGGCUGUGCAGACCCAGCUGCGUGCCGCGCAAGACCGCGAGACGGAGCGCCAGCAGCCUGGAGGAGGCGCGGCCCCGCCGGCUGAAGAGCGAGCGCGGGGCCAGGCCGGCGGGCCGGGGCACCAGCAGGGGCAGGAGCCCGAACCGGCGACCCCUGAGGACCCGGCAGAGGCCGCGCAGCCGCCAGGGCGCCCCCGGGAGGCAGGGCAAUGCCGCUUCAGCCGGGAGGAGUUUGAGCAGAUCCUUCAGGAGCGCAAUGAACUCAAAGCCACAGCGUUCCUGCUCAAGGAGGAGCUGGCCUACUUCCAGCGGGAGCUGCUCACCGACCACCGGGUCCCUGGCCUUCUGCUGGAAGCCAUGAAGGUGGCUGUCAGGAAGCAGCGGAAGAAGAUCAAGGCCAAGAUGUUAGGGACGCCAGAGGAAGCAGAGAGCAGUGACGAUGAGGAUGGCUCCUGGCUCCUGCUCGCUGAUGAUAAGGAUGACCAUCCCCCACCCCCAGAGUCCAAAAUACGGAGUUUCUUUGGCCUGUGGUAUCGCGGGAAAGCCGAAUCCCCAGAGGAUGAGACCCACAGCCCUGCUCCCGGCAAGCCAGGGGGAGAAGAGGAGACCCAACCACAGUCUCCAGCUCCUGAGCUGCCCCAUCCUGCCCGCCAGGAACAUCUCUGUCUGGGGGCCUCAGCCGCCCCAGAGGCCUGACUUGGGGACCUGGCUGUGGCUGGAUGUGCGACCUCAUGAGGACAGGGCUCCCUCCUUCAUGGCCUCCCAGGCGUCUUCCCCAGUUCUGGCCUGCACCAGGGCAGCACGGGGGUUCAGCCCACCUCCCUCUCUACGACUCUGUACCAGACCCCUGGGGCCAGAUAUCAGAGCGCCUCUCUGAGUCUCAGUUUCCCCAUCCACGAAAUGAGAGCUGGCUCCCCGGGCUUUGUGCGGACGGCCUGAGCUCUUGUAAUAAAGAACUGCCCGGAACUCCCAGAAA